This is a messenger RNA of Carica papaya (papaya), 2447 nucleotides long. RefSeq names its product Heavy metal transport/detoxification superfamily protein. The record is from RefSeq and is a predicted model, not a curated record. Gene Ontology annotation, molecular function: metal ion binding. NCBI's taxonomy places the organism in Eukaryota, Viridiplantae, Streptophyta, Magnoliopsida, Brassicales, Caricaceae.
UCCCACCAAUAAAUAAAGGCCUAAAAGACUUGAGUGAAACCUUGCAGCACUCACUCUCUCUGCCAGUCCCUUUGCUUCUCUCCUUGCUAACCCCUCUUUCCUCUCUCUCUCUCUUUCCAAUCCUGAAACAGAUGAAAACCAGAGUUUCAAUGUCCACCCACACACUCUAUCUCUCCAAAGACUCAACCAUUCUUCCUGUUUUCUAGUCUCUCAACUUUUCUCUGCUCACAAAACUGAUCCACCAUUUGUUUUCUCUCUCGUUUUAUUUUCCUUUUUCUCUCUGUACAUGCUUGAGAAAAACCCAAAAGGAGGAAGAAGAAGAAGAAGAAGAAGAAGAACAGAGGAGCACCUUGUUUCCAUCUCAGAUCUAGUAGCUUUGAAGCUUUCUGUUUUCUCGUUUAAUUGUUCUUUUCUGGUUGGUUCUUUUUGGUGGUAAACAAAAUGAGUAAAGAAGAGUUCAUGAAGAUCCAGACCUGUGUUCUUAAAGUUAAUAUUCACUGUGAUGGAUGUAAGCAGAAAGUCAAGAAAAUCUUGCAGAAAAUUGAUGGGGUUUACAAGACCACCAUAGAUUCCGAGCAAGGUAAAGUGACAGUUUCCGGGAAUGUGGACCCUGCGAUUCUUAUCAAGAAGCUAGCAAAAUCAGGGAAGCAUGCAGAGAUUUGGGGAGCUCCGAAACCUAACAUAAAUCAAUUAGCGAACCAAUUCAAGAACAUGCAGAUUGAUAAUGGCAAAGCUGGUAACAAUAAAAAUCAUAAGGGUGGCGGAGGUGGCGGCGGAAAUAACAACAACCAAAAGGUUGGCGGAGGAGGAGGCGGAGGCGGCCAGCCGACGCCACAGCAACUCCAGCAACUUCAACAGCUGCAGCAGCUUCAGCAGAUGAAGGGAUUCCAAGAUCUGAAAUUGCCCCAAUUGAAGGACCUGAAGAUGCCACCUUUUAAUCCGAACCAGAACCCGAAUCAGAAAGCUGUGAAGUUCAACAUCCCGGAGGAUGACGAUUUCAGCGACGAAGACGAUUAUGAUGAUUUUGAUGAUGAUUUGGAUGAUGAUGAUUUUGACGAUGAGAUGGAUGAUCCUCCUCCCCGGCAUCCUCUUCCGAUGAAACCCGCCAUGGGUAAUGGCAUGCUGAUGAAUGGUAUGAUGAAUCCGAGUAACAACCCUCAGCUUAUGAAUGCCCUGAAAGGUGGUAACAAUGGCGGUGCAAAUGGUAAAAAUGGAGGUAAGAAUGGCGGGGGGGGUGGGAACCCUGUGCCGGUUCAGAUAAGCGGAGGUGAUGGUAAAAAUGGUAACGGAGGUAAAAAGCCGGGCGGUGGAGGUGGUAACAAUGGCGGAAAUCAAAAUCAAGCUGGAAAAAAUGGUGGUAAAAACGGCGGCGGACCACAAGAUGCCAAAAGCGGUAACAAUGGCGGCGGUGGUGGGCAAAAUAAUAACAAGGGUGGUGGUGGUAAUGGUAACAACAAUGGUGUAAAGAAGGGAAAUGAUGGGGUUCAUCCUCUGAACAAUGGAUUUCCGGGCAUGGGCGGCGCCGGCGGGCCGAACGGUCAAAUGGGUAACCUCGGUAUGCCGAUGUCUCAAAUGGGUAAUCUCCCCAUUAGUCAACUGGGUAACGUCCCUGCUGUUCAAGGUUUACCGGCAGCCGCCAUGAACGGAGGUGGAGCCGGUGGUGGUGGUGGAUAUUUUCAGGGAGCCGGGCCGGAUCUUAUGCCCGGAAAUCCGUACCACCAGCAGCAACAACAACAGCAGCAACAACAGUAUAUGGCGGCAGUGAUGAACCAGAACCGAGCAAUGGGCGGCGCUAAUGAAAGAUUCCAGCCGAUGAUGUACGCCAGGCCACCGCCUGCCGUCAAUUACAUACCGCCGUAUCAUUACCCGUAUCCAUACCCGUACCCGCCUCCACCAGCCGACCCGUAUACCCACGCGUUCAGUGACGAAAACACCUCGAGUUGCAACGUGAUGUGAAGAAGUGAAGGCCAAGUCGGGUACUCAAUCGGGUCGAAGUUUGCAACUUGGGAGCUUCAACUCUUACCGGUGGAAGUUUGAGAGAAUUACAGCAUAAAAGAAUACUUGGAAAUGGGUUUUAAUUUCUAGUUUUUUUUUUUUUUUUCCUAAUUUUUCUUUUUUUAUAAUCCUAAGUUGAGAAAUUAGGUUUUUAUUUUAAUUAUUAUCAUAGGGAGUAUUUUAUAGAUAAUAUAUUAAACGUCUUUUUUUUUUCUUUUUAUAUUUCAAGGGGAGGAUGAGAUGUAAGUGGAGGGCACCGAUGGGUUUUUUUUUUUUUAUUUUUAUUUUUAUGAGAUGUUUAUAUGGGGUUAAUAUAUGUGGCGAAAUUGCAAACAAAUAAAAAAAAGAGAAAUGGGGUUUUCUUAGCGCCAAAGAGAAAAAAUUCCCAUCUCUCUAAUCCCUCUUCUCUCCCUUAACCCUAAUCUCUUGUCUCCCAUUUUAUACAUCCAAAA